This is a messenger RNA of Suillus plorans, 1290 nucleotides long. RefSeq names its product S-adenosyl-L-methionine-dependent methyltransferase. Gene Ontology annotation, molecular function: histone H3K79 methyltransferase activity. The transcript has 5 exons. Gene Ontology annotation, biological process: regulation of transcription regulatory region DNA binding; DNA damage checkpoint signaling; DNA repair. The record is from RefSeq and is a predicted model, not a curated record. Gene Ontology annotation, cellular component: nucleus. Bases 1 to 1290 code for a protein of 429 amino acids. NCBI's taxonomy places the organism in Eukaryota, Fungi, Basidiomycota, Agaricomycetes, Boletales, Suillaceae.
AUGCAGAUCUCAUUCGAAUUUAUACUCAUUGCAGAUUUCAAGAAUUUGGACGACUCCAGUGACACGUCAUUUGAAGCUGAAUCUUAUCCUGCCACUGAGCUGGAGUAUCCUAAUGCUAACGCCUGUGAGACCUAUUACAUAUUGGCUCCUAAGGACCCAGAUCACUACAACCCCAUCAUGUGCCUAGAACAAUCAUUAUAUACUAUCUUCGAAUGCUACCUUACUCCCACGCAGCAAGCGCUAUUUGGAACAUUACCCACAGAUUUUCUACAGGAUGUCGAUAAUACGCCGCCGUCCUCACCACUCACACAACUUUCGGGUGAUUCAGAACAGUCAAGUCCUGUAAAACUCGCUUCGUACGACCCCCGUGGAAUGAAUCACUUGCGUCUCCUCCAACGUUCCAUCCGACGGCGUGAUGGACCACUGUUCCUUUCUACCAUGCAAAACAUUAACCAACUCCUCCGUGCGCUGAAAUACCCAUCACUCCCAUCGGACCCGUUUGCACCUGCACCUCCUAAUGUACUUAUAGAGGCCAUUAAAGGUUGGCCAUCAAACGAAAUCCCCAAUCGGGUGCUCAUGCGCAUAAUCGACGAGACGUAUCAACGCUCCGUAGGCCCACAUGCUCUGAAGUUAAACCGCUACGAGGCAUUUUCGAGCGAGGUAUAUGGCGAAUUGAUGCCCUCGUUCACGUCAGAUAUCAUUGCUGCCACGCGUCUCCACAAAGAUUCCUUGUUUAUGGAUUUAGGGUGCGGGGUUGGAAAUGUAUUGGUGCAGGCAAGCCUAGAGACGUGCUGCAGAAGCUACGGAAUUGAGGUGAUGCCUACGCCUGCGGAGGUGGGGAGAGGGCAGCUGAGGCAGAUGAAGAAGCGUUGUAGGAUGUGGGGACUUUCGAUGGGAGAGGUAGAACUAGAGGAAGGAGACAUGCUGACCAGUCAGAGAGUGACUGAGUUGUUACCUCAGGCGGAUGUUGUAUUGGUCAAUAAUAAGGUGUUCCAGCAGUCGUUAAACGAAGCAUUACGUCCACGAUUUCUAGAUUUAAAAGAAGGCGCCAUUGUUGUCUCCUUAAAGCCGUUUGUCUCUUCUCUUAAUGCACGCGUUACUGAACGCAACGUGGAUGAUAUAAGCGCGAUCUUUGAUGUAUUUGAGCGGCCCUACCGCUCCGGCAGCGUUUCAUGGGGCAGCGGAGGUGGCUCAUAUUAUCUACAUCGAGUUGACAGGGAAGGUUAUGCGGUCAUCAAACAACAGUUUGAGAACCAGCGCGCGAGGAGUGCGCGUGCCUCACGGCGCUGA